Messenger RNA from Tribolium madens (black flour beetle), 507 nucleotides. RefSeq names its product V-type proton ATPase subunit F-like. Gene Ontology annotation, biological process: proton transmembrane transport. Gene Ontology annotation, cellular component: proton-transporting V-type ATPase, V1 domain; membrane. The transcript has a single exon. Lineage: Eukaryota; Metazoa; Arthropoda; Insecta; Coleoptera; Tenebrionidae. Gene Ontology annotation, molecular function: proton-transporting ATPase activity, rotational mechanism. The record is from RefSeq and is a predicted model, not a curated record. The coding region runs from base 76 to 474 and encodes 132 amino acids.
UGGCAUAAGCACAACAAAUGUCAUUUUUGGCUCAAAGACAAAAUUUUUGGUAAAAACAAAUUCUUGUACCUAAUUAUGAAAGCUGCCGGAACCACCGGUGGGGGUAAAAAACCUGAACAUUACCCGACCCGAUUAAUGUCAGUUAUCGGCGACGAAGACACUUGUGUAGGCUUCAUCAUAAGUGGAAUCGGAGAAAUAAGUAAAGACCGUGAAACCAAUUUUCUGGUAGUAGACGAUGACACUGAUCCUGCUCAAGUCGAGGAAUGUUUUAAACGAUUUAUAAAAAGAAAAGACAUUGCUAUAAUUUUGAUAAACCAACACAUCGCCGAUAUGAUAAGAAGCACUGUGGAUGCCCAUAGUAAUCCAAUUCCUGCCGUUUUGGAAAUUCCUUCAAAGAAAAGUCUUUACAGUCCCGAAAAAGACUCGAUUUUGAAACGGGCAAGGCGGUUGGUGUCUCCAGACGACACGGGUUAAUAUUCGCUAAUAAAAAUUCUUUUUUUGAUUUGA